CCUAAGAUGACGUCGUUCUAAGGUAGACGUGACAGGAAGAUCUGAUGGUACUUGGUUGCGAUCGCUAAAGUAUUGCUCUAGUUGAAUUGUGUUUUUGUUGCAUAGUGAAUUGUAUAAACAUAAACAUGGCAGGAGAAGAAGGUUCGUGGCGCACAGCAGCGUUUCGUCAAAGUGUUGUUUCCAAAAUAGAUGAAGCAAUUCAGAGAUCUGGUAUGCCAACAGCGAAGAACAGUGUUGAAAUGGAGAACCAUGUCUUUCAGAAAGCAAAAACAAAGGAGGAAUAUCUGAGCUUUGUUGCAAGACUUAUUCUUCAUGUCAGAGAACUGAAUGCAAAGAAAGGUCAAGGGAUGAAUGGCCCUGCUGGAGGAGCAGGGCAAACAAUGCAAGAUCCCAUAAAUGCACUCCAAACAUUGGCAAGGCAAGGCACUGGAAAUGCUCAGAUGAUUGGACUGGGUCCACAGGCUGCAGGCAUGGUACCACAGCCGCCAAAUCAAAUUCCUGCUAGUAACUUGUUACAGACUUUGAAUCAGAGACCAGGACAACCAUUGGGUGGUCUGACUUCAUUGCAGAAUAAAGUUCCAGACCUAGGCCUGGGGCCAGGUGCACAAGUUGGUGCUAUAGGGCAGAUGGCUGGACAGAUGCAGGCGCAGAUGCAGGGAGCCCAAAUGGGGCCCCAACUAACUGCACAGAUUCAGCAACAACAGCUUUCAGGACAGAUGAGAGUACAAAUGGCUCCUGGGCCACUGCAGAGCCAGAUGCAAGCUCAGAUGCAAGUCCAAAUGCAGACACAAAUGGGUACCCAGAUGGCUGGUCAAUUACCAAGCCAGUUGCAUGCGCAGAUUCCUCACAUUGCUCAGAUACAGGGAAGUGAUAAUAUGAUGAUGGCAAAUCAGGCAAGUGGUUUCGCUGGUUCACGACAGUUUUUAAGACAAAGUCCAUCACCAUCCGCUCCUUCACCAGCAGGACUCACUGCAGGGCCUGCAAGGUAUUAUGAUGACCUCAAUCAAAUGGCAGCAUCUCCAGCAUUGGUUCCAUCACCAAGUUCUCAGCUUACACCAAUGUCAGUGCCUCAAAGAUCAGUUGGAAUGGCACCCUCGCCAAGUAGUUCCUUAAACACUCCUGGCCCUGCAGUACCUACCCCAAGCCCCUGCAGUCAGCAGGAGGAUCAAGCUUAUAUAGAGAAAGUACGUCAACUCAGUAAAUAUAUUGAGCCACUUCGCAGGAUGAUUGCCAAAAUGGGAAAUGAUGAUGUUGAAAAGUUGAGCAAAAUGAAGAAGCUCCUUGAAAUAUUGUCAAAUCCUAACAAGCGAAUGCCACUAGAAACACUACUGAAGUGUGAAGUUGUUUUAGAGAAGCUUGAUUUUAAGAGGGGUGAGGGAAUUCUUCCUCCUCCAACUCACAUAAGUGCUUUGAAGGAGCAUAGUCUCUUCAACCCUUUGUUGGAGGCAGUUAGCAAUACUUUACAGAGUUCUUUUGCAAAUCACACUCUCCAGCGAACAUUUGGCCCAUGUUUAGAAGCAUUGUAUGGGCCAGAGAUUAAGAUGAUGCCACCACCAUUGAAGAAGAAGAAAGUGGAAGAGCAGCCAAAUGAUAUACCAGAUGUUCUGCAGGGCGAAAUUGCUCGACUGGACCAACGAUUUAAGGUUAGCCUUGAUCCAACACAGCAACCAGGUUCACGAGCAGUGCAGUUGUUGUGUUGGCUAGAUGACAAACAUCUACCAUGUGUGCCACCUGUAUCACUAUCAGUGCCUGAGGAUUAUCCCCAAACACCCCCUAGAUGCCAUAUGGCCCCACAUGAAUAUGGCUCCACGGGGUUCCUGGCAGCAGUUCGAGAAGCUUUGGCAUCACGCAUCCUGAAACUGCCUGGACGAUUUUCUGUGUCACAGUUACUUGAUACAUGGGAGAUGAGUGUUCGUCAGGCAUCCGCUCCAGCAACAGUUGCAUCCCAGACACAAAGCACGUCUGCUGCUACUCUUCUUCUUGGCCUUUGAAUGAUAUUUUCUGAACCACAUAGGCUGUUAUGAUUUGUUUUGCGUUGGAAAUUUUGUUGUAUAUAGUUUUCUGUGUGAUAUAUGUACGUUUUACACUGUUCUGUGUCAGCUAAAUGUCAGUGUAUAUUGUUUCAUUUUAUGCUUUCAAAAUUGUUGUGAGCUUCAGUUAUGAGAGAUCUACAAUUAAUUUAAACUGAUUUGAAGGGAAGGUAAAGUUAAUGCUAUUGGAACAGCUGUUUUAUUUAGCAAAAAAAAAAAAAAAAAAACACUCUUGAAGGCACUGUGCUAUAACUGUAUUAUUUUGUAUAUAUGUAAAUAUUAUCAAUAAAGUUGAGAGUACAUUACACUA
Schistocerca americana (American grasshopper) is the source of this 2340-nucleotide messenger RNA. RefSeq names its product mediator of RNA polymerase II transcription subunit 15 (gene MED15). The transcript is spliced from 14 exons. The record is from RefSeq and is a predicted model, not a curated record. Gene Ontology annotation, biological process: regulation of DNA-templated transcription. NCBI's taxonomy places the organism in Eukaryota, Metazoa, Arthropoda, Insecta, Orthoptera, Acrididae. Gene Ontology annotation, molecular function: transcription coregulator activity. The coding region runs from base 126 to 1991 and encodes 621 amino acids.